ACGGUUGAACGUAUAGAGACCAGGCAGUGUCGUGUGUUGCAUUCUCUGUACACUGUCCAACCAACUUCUGAAAAUUUCCAAGUUUAAACUGUCUGCUGACGACAUUGCAUACAAAGGAAGAUAUCACCAGUCUGCAACGUUCAGCUGUUUACUAAAUCGAGAAAACGUCACAGAUCGAUUGAUGAAUAGACGAACGAAGAGAGAGAGAGAUAGGGAACCACACCGGCCAGUCAUCAGUUUCAUUGGACGUUUAGUUCACGACCGCCUCAGGACCACAAUUUGCAUGCCCGGCAAGAGUGCGCGUGCGCACUUGCGGCGCGAACGCGAGCCGUCGUCCCAGACGUUAGCGUGCCACAAACUGGGAAAGAUGGAACACUGUGCGGUAACUGUUGUGUCUGCUGUUGCCUGGUUACUACAUUGGAACACGUUGGCUGCCGACUUCGCCUACGAUGACAGCCGAGCCAUCAAGACAAAUCAGGAUCUGUUGCCCAGCACCCCCUUAUCUAGCCUCUUCAGGGACGAUUUUUGGGGUACACCGCUCACCCACAGUGGCUCCCACAAGUCUUACCGACCGCUCUGUGUCCUGUCCUUUCGUAUGAAUUACUGGCUAGGUGGCUUAGAUCCUUGGGGCUACCAUGUAGUCAAUGUUCUUCUGCACGUACUUGUAACCGGGCUUUUCACCCAUUUUGCAGCAGGGAUCUUCAUGCACCACGUGCUGCCUACCAUGGUAGCCGGCCUACUGUUCGCCGUCCAUCCAAUCCACACGGAGGCUGUGUCGGGAUUGGUAGGUCGCGCGGACGUCGGAGCUUGCUUCUUUUUUCUUCUGGCAUUGCAGGCCUACAUUCAGUACUGUAAAUGGCGCGACAAGGAACCUGAAUACUGUGGUCGUCGCUGGAUAACUCUGUAUGGAGCUCUUGUGUUUGCAACAGCAGCAAUGUUGACCAAGGAACAUGGUAUUACAGUGUUGGGGGUGUGCGCACUGUACGAUAUGAUGAUUCAACACCGUCUAACACCGAAGGAUAUUCCCGCUCUCCUAACUGAGAAACGCUACCAAGGUCUUCGCGAAGGACUCCUUCACCUCGUGGGGGCAGCAGUUGUGCUAGUGGGGUUCAGAGUUCACCUAAUGGGCAGAAAACCCCCAGACUUCGCCCCAGCAGACAACCCAGCAGCAGAUUGUGAUAGUUUUGUCACUCGAAUGUUAACGUUUCUCUAUCUCCCAGCCUUCAAUUUUUGGCUCCUGUUAUGUCCAAUGUGGUUGAGCUUUGAUUGGUCUAUGGAAGCUGUGCCCCUCGUUUGCUCCAUCUUAGACCCAAGGAACCUUCUAUCUCUUUGUUUCUAUGGGGGAUUAAUUUAUAUUUUUCUCUAUGUACAUAAACAUUUGUCUAGAAAAGGAGCUCUUUCAGAAAGUGCCUUUAGUCUAGUGAGCACUCAUGCUUGUUUGUGUCAAACUGUGAAUCAGAGUCCAAAACUUACCUUUUAUUCCAGCCACAGUGGGUCUGCACAGAGAUAUAAAAAGUGUGUUCCUAUAUUGAAUAAUAACAACAAUAAUAACAGUCAUGUUUCCCCUCAGUCAAACUGUAAUGGACACCGUGUUUCCAAUGGUAAUUGUCAUAUACAACAAUCGCUGUGUCAGCCAUCUGUGUACUCAAUUGUCUCCGAGUGUACUGAAUGUUCGAUAGCCAAUUCUUAUCGUCUGGAGGCUGUGAUCCACUCUCUGGCUCUCCUAGUACUACCAUUCAUUCCAGCCACCAACUUGUUCUUUUACGUGGGCUUUGUUGUCGCCGAACGUGUUCUCUACAUACCCAGCAUGGGCUUCUGUCUACUCAUUGCAUUAGGGUUAGAACAACUGUACAGGCACCAGGAAAGUGCUAGAAGACGCAGAACGUUAUUGUAUGUCUUGGUGUUAUUAUUGGUUCUUUUCUCAAUUCGAACAUUUCGAAGAAAUCAAGACUGGCACACUGAGGAAAGCCUCUACAGGUCAGGUAUACCCAUCAAUCCGCCUAAAGCUUACGGAAAUUUGGCCAACAUUUUGAGUGCUCAAGGCAAGAAGAGCAAAGCAGAAUGGGCUUACAAGAAAGCACUGAGUUAUCGAUCAAAUAUGGCAGAUGUUCAUUAUAAUCUGGGUAUCUUGCUUCAAGAACAAGGACGGUACGAAGAAGCCUUGCAGAGUUACAAGCUUGCAAUCCAAUUUCGACCCCGACUGGCAAUGGCUCACCUGAAUAUGGGAUUAGUGCUGGGAAUUCUGGGUAGAAAACAAGAAGCAGUUGAGGUGUAUCGUCGCUGUGCCCAGUUAGACAGUGCCGGCCUCAAGGAUCCAAAAAUGCAUGAAAGUACCAAAAUAUCGGCGCUCUUUAAUCUGGGCCGUUUAUACGCUGACGAAGGAAGGUAUCAGGAAGCUAUCGACGUUUACCAGGAGGCAAUGAAUAAAAUGCCCGAUCACUAUCAACCUCAGUCGCUGUAUAACAUGUUAGGCGAAGCGUUCUUCAAGCUGGGAAAGUUCAUUGACGCUGAACAGUGGUACAAAGAAGCUCUGCGAGUGAAGCCUAAUCACGUUCCCGCGCAUCUCACAUAUGCGAAACUAUUGUCCAAAUUGAAUCGACCUGUAGAAGCAGAGCAGUGGUUUCUGAAAGCCAAGACCAUUGCGCCCAACGACUCCAGUGUUUACCAGCAUUAUGGUCAGUUUUUGUCAGAAUCGGAGCGUCACAACGAAGCUGCUGAAACUUAUCUUCGUGCAGCGCAACUAGCCCCUGAAGAAUACGAAAUUGUCUUCAAUACUGCUAACACACUGAGACAAGCUGGCCGAAAUACGGAAGCCGAAAAUUAUUAUCAUUUAGCUGUCAAGCUACGACCAAAGGAUGUAACGAGUCAUAUGAAUCUGGGAGCCAUGCUGCAUGUAAAUGGAAAACUUCAAGAAGCCGAGUUCAGUUACUUGGAAGCUCUUCGUCUCAAGCCUGACGAUCCUAUAACUCAGAAUAACCUACAGAAACUUCGAAACCUGCUGGCACAGAAAGGUCUUCGCACUACUACUCGACACCGUCGAUAAGCUUGAGUAGCUGCCUGGAGAUUUCGUUGAGUCGGAAUGAUCUUCUACUGUAACCCAUCAUCGACAGAAGUGGGUUUGACGUUAGUCACGAUUUAGGCAAAAAGAAAUCCACAAUUCUUGAGCAACAAAUGUCAGAGGAAAAGACAAGUGAAAACGUUGGUUCUGGUUAGAAAUAAAAAAAAAGUGCUUUAUACCACUGGUGGUAACGCAGGACUGUAACAAAAUAGUUUUAAUUCAAGAAGCAGUGUAUUUUAUUACUCUCUGAAUAUUUCUCAGUAAUGGUGGGAAUAAAAUUUAAAAAUAAUUAGUUUUGAAUCAGAAAAUACAAUUGUCAUAUACUAUUGUAGUAAGUAAAAUUUCUACCGGGACUGUAACAGUCAAGUAGCUUUGUUUCAAAAAGUACAAUUGUCAUAUAUUGUUGGUAACCAGUAAUAAUAUAGAUGAGUUUUGUCAGUGAUGUGGUCCAGAAAAGACCAUCCUCUUUUAAUUUUGAUAGUAAGAUGGAACAUCUACUAGUAAUAAUGCAAAAGAAUUUUAUGAAAAAUGUAGUUUUGGCUCAGAAAAGUUUGUCUUUUAGAUUGUUAGAAAGAUUUAAUUUUGAUUCAGAAAAGAUUGUCUUUUAUUAACAUCUGUAACAUGAAAUAAGUAUGGAUGAUAAAUUAGAACUGUAACAAAGAAAAUACCUUUCACUGCACAAAGUAAUUGUACAAUUCCCAUUUUAAUUCACUCCAAAACUUUAAGUCACAUUAACAUUUCAUAGUUAAAGUUCAAAAACAAUUUUGCUUACAAAUUUAAUUAAAAAGGGCAAUAUUUUUUAGAGUUUCACUAAUUCAUUGCAGUUUUUAUCAACCAUAAACAAAUAUAUUCAAACUCAGAAGAAAACACAGCCAAUCAGCCUGUCUGUUUUAGAUUUCUUUUUAUAGUUUCAAAUUUACACUUUUAAUUUAAAAUCAUUUUUUUUAAAUAAUUGAACCCAUCACACAAGAACAAUAUACAGAGUUAUUUCUACUCAUUCAGGAAUGAUGACAAGUUUUUCCGAGAUCUUUUCGUCCUUUCUUAAACUGUACUUACAAGAAUUGUUAUUAAGCCUAACACAGUGGUUAACAAUGAUUUCUCCAUAGUCUGAAACCCACACGAGUAACUAUGAUAGAUUCAUUGGUCUUCAGAUUUUAUACAACUUAAUAAAUACAAAAUAUUAGCUGUAAUACCCUAACUUUUCUGUAAACCUUUACACUUAUGAAAUACCAAUGUGUUUGUGUGUGAGUCAUGAUGUUCAAUAAUACAAUUUUCUGAAACUUGUAAAAACAGAAUAUAUCUGUAAUUUGUUUUCUGUGACAACGUCUCCUUCAGCUAAUCGGGGACUUUCUAGUCAAAUAUAAAUAGACAAAUUCUGAAACUAAGGUAGCUGUUGUAUAAUAUUUUUAUUAUAUCAAUGCUCUUGUGAUUUGUAUAAAGCCAUGUUUGGAGAAACUUAUUUGACAAACGCACGAAGUGGGUUGUAUUUUUUGUGUGCACUAAUUCUCUCUAUAAUGUUCAAGAUUUAAUACCAGUUCUUCCAUACACCCAUUGCACUUUGAAUUAAUACACGAUUUAUAAAAGGAUGGUUAUGGAUGUACAAGUAUCAAGAUUUGGUAAAGUUUACAAAUAGUAAUGGCAAAUGAUGUGAAUUAUUGAGAUUGGAGCAUACUUGUACAAUUAAGAAAAUAUCAAAGAUACUACCAGCCCUGACUAAUACAUGAAAAUUAGUAUUAGUACAAAAUUUAUUCAAUAAUGUUUAUAAAAAUGUUCUAGAAAAACUACCAAUAAUUUAUCGCUUCUGCAGCUGCCCAAAGAAAGUGUGUUUUUUCUUCGUCAAUUUCAAUUUUAGAGUUUGUGAUCAAUCCUUGAAUCAUUAAUAUAUCAUUUGUACAAUUUCGGAAAUAUUACCUGAGUGGGGAAGUAGGUAGAAAAUAAUAAUCAAAGGAGAAAGCUGAUAAACAUAUUUGAAAUUUAAAAAUGUAAUCUCUUUUGCUCUAAAAGAAUAUUAUGAGGUUCAAUAAUCUCAAACUAUUAAAAAUGUAUUUAUGUGAGAUAUUUUCUCAUCCUAUAUAUAUCUAUGUUUAAUGGUUACAAAAUUCAGAAAUUUUUAUUAUUAUUACAUUUAAAGCAUAGUAAUCAUCAAAUGAAUAAACAGUGAAGAAAACUUUUUUGUGAUAUCAUAGUGAUAGUUUUCAAGAAUAUUAAUGAAAGGCACAGCCUGUGCAACAUAAAAAAAAGAUUGCAUUCGAAAUUGGCCCUUCUUGAGGGUUUCAGGGUUCAGAUUAUUUCUGUGAUUUCUAACGUAAUGAAAGCUGUCAGUUUUAAGACAUUUCACUGUUUUGAAUAAUGUUUUUGGUAACCUUAUUAUUUCUCUAUUUAUUAGCUUGUUUUUCUGAUUCAUUUUCUAAUUUGCUAUACCAUACUGGAACCCAUAUUUAAUAUACUCAAACUAGAUGUUUUGCUUUCCGUCUAAUCUGUUCUCUCCUAUUCACGAGGCUGUGCCUUUUUUUUUCUUUUCUUUUCUUUCUUUUUUUUUUGAAUCAUGAUAAAAAUUUGAGACUUAGUUAACAAUGUGAUAAUAUUCAAGCUGUAACGCAUUGUUGGGAGUGUGUAAACUGCUGAUAGACUGUUUAUCGUGAGCUUCAAUCAUUACGAUGUAUCCGGUUUCCGUAAUUAUUAUCUUAUGGUUAAGUUAUUAGUUUCAAGCUUUCGAAUGAAUGUAAAUAUUAUAUGCUGUGGGUGAUGAAUAAAUAAUUCU
This is a messenger RNA of Limulus polyphemus (Atlantic horseshoe crab), 5819 nucleotides long. RefSeq names its product transmembrane and TPR repeat-containing protein 2-like. The transcript has 15 exons. Bases 182 to 3043 code for a protein of 953 amino acids. Gene Ontology annotation, biological process: protein O-linked glycosylation via mannose. Gene Ontology annotation, cellular component: endoplasmic reticulum membrane. Gene Ontology annotation, molecular function: mannosyltransferase activity; protein binding. The record is from RefSeq and is a predicted model, not a curated record. NCBI's taxonomy places the organism in Eukaryota, Metazoa, Arthropoda, Merostomata, Xiphosura, Limulidae.